Ambispora leptoticha is the source of this 804-nucleotide messenger RNA. NCBI's taxonomy places the organism in Eukaryota, Fungi, Glomeromycota, Glomeromycetes, Archaeosporales, Ambisporaceae. The record is from the annotation of a GenBank genome assembly.
AUGGAUUCUGAAUUAUCUGAUAAAUACUAUGACCAAAUCAGUAAAGAUAUUCAAAGUGUCGAGGAUUACAGACAACUUAACGAUGCUGGUCCGAUUGAUCGUAGAAUCAGACGAUUAAAUGAUGCGAACCUUAGUAAUGGAAGAAAAACCGAGAUAUUACAACAAGAAAGGCGUGGCCAUCUCGAUCUAUUCUUAAAAGAAAAAGCGUUAAGUGAUUAUGAUACUUACAACAAACAAAUUGAUAAUUAUUACAGUUGGCAAUGGGUUCAUCUAUUAACAAAUGAUAGUCCAUUGACAAAUAAUAUAAUGAACCUGAAUCAGACUUUAUUAUCUCCAGAAAAGGAUAAAAAUGUUCUUAUCGAACUUAGAAAAUUUAAAUACUAUAAUUUACUUUACGAUCUUAUAAAAAAAAACAUGGAAGAAGACACUGAUAAAAAUCAAUUUGCAGAUAAUGGAACGUAUGAUAUUUUGAUUCAAGGACUUGAUCAAAAUUACUUAAAACCACCAAAAUCUGUAGAUGAACUACAAAAAUUGAGAAAAGAAUUAGGAUCGAAAUUACAACCAUCAACAAAUAGAAAUAAAAACAACCCUAAAAACUUUUACGAAGCUCUUGAUUCAUUGGUAGGAACAUUCCAAGCGAAAAGAAUGAUCAAAGACUAUAUUUUAGAUGAGAAUGAUAUCAGCAUAUUAAAAAAUGAUGAGUAUUUUGAUCACAGAAUAGAACUACUAGAUGAUAAAAAUAAAAAAAUUCUCUUAAAUCUUCGAAACAAAAUCGUAGAAGUCUAUGAAAAAAAGAUUUGUUAA